AUCAAGUCUGAAAGCAGACGCGCAACUUUCGCAGAAUCCACCUUAAAAUCUCUGCCUUAAACUGCACCAGCCCCCAAAAAAUCCAAGGGGGGAAAGCAAGGGGGGGGAGAAGAGAGCAGAUUCCCCCCUCCCCCCUCUCCUCUCCCAUCCCUCCCCCUUCCUCCUCCCUUUUGGGUUAACAAGGCCCUGCUCACUAUAUCUCUUUAUAUUAAAUAUAUAUAUAUUAGAGAAGAGCAAGGAAGAGAACCACCUCCGCCCCCUCCUUUUUAAAUUUUUUUUUUUUUAAAUUUUUUGCAAGGAUCCCAGGAGCUAAGGUGGCUGCAAAAGGGGAAAGCGGCGCGAGCCAAGUGGGGGAGGGUGGAGGAAACCCGGGAGAAGGCUUUCUCCAGCCCCCAAAGUUUUGAUGAUGACCAUGACUACGAUGGCUGACGGCUUGGAAGGCCAGGACUCGUCCAAAUCCGCCUUCAUGGAGUUCGGGCAGCAACAGCAGCAGCAGCAGCAGCAGCAACAACAGCAGCAGCAGCAGCAGCAGCAGCAACAGCCGCCGCCGCCGCCGCCGCCACCGCCGCCGCCGCCGCAGCCGCACUCGCAGCAGACCUCCCCGGCCAUGGCAGGCGCGCACUACCCUCUGCACUGCUUGCACUCGGCCGCGGCGGCGGCGGCGGCGGCCGGCUCCCACCAUCACCACCACCAGCACCACCACCACGGCUCACCCUACGCGUCGGGCGGAGGCAACUCCUACAACCACCGAUCGCUCGCCGCCUACCCCUACAUGAGCCACUCGCAGCACAGCCCUUACCUCCAGUCUUACCACAACAGCAGCGCGGCCGCCCAGACGCGCGGGGACGACACAGAUCAACAAAAAACUACAGUGAUUGAAAACGGGGAAAUCAGGUUCAACGGAAAGGGGAAAAAGAUUCGGAAGCCUCGGACCAUUUAUUCCAGCCUGCAGCUCCAGGCUUUAAAUCAUCGCUUUCAGCAGACUCAAUACCUGGCCCUUCCCGAGAGAGCCGAACUGGCUGCUUCCUUAGGACUGACACAAACACAGGUGAAGAUAUGGUUUCAGAAUAAACGCUCUAAGUUUAAGAAAUUGCUGAAGCAGGGCAGUAACCCCCAUGAGAGUGACCCUCUCCCAGGUUCAGCAGCCCUGUCGCCACGCUCGCCAGCGCUGCCUCCAGUGUGGGACGUUUCUGCCUCCGCCAAGGGCGUCAGUAUGCCCCCCAACAGCUACAUGCCUGGGUAUUCGCACUGGUACUCCUCACCACACCAGGACACCAUGCAGAGACCACAAAUGAUGUGACUUGUCUGAGUGAAAGGCCUCGGGGACUUCUGAAGGAAGCUCGGAGGUUCCAGGACUCACCUGCAUCUGCCAAACAGCCUAAGCGAUGAGCUCAGAGGAACUGUCCCUGUGAUCU
Messenger RNA from Peromyscus eremicus (cactus mouse), 1415 nucleotides. RefSeq names its product distal-less homeobox 6 (gene Dlx6). The record is from RefSeq and is a predicted model, not a curated record. Gene Ontology annotation, molecular function: RNA polymerase II cis-regulatory region sequence-specific DNA binding; DNA-binding transcription factor activity, RNA polymerase II-specific. Gene Ontology annotation, biological process: regulation of transcription by RNA polymerase II; embryo development; cell differentiation. The transcript has 3 exons. The coding region runs from base 404 to 1300 and encodes 298 amino acids. Lineage: Eukaryota; Metazoa; Chordata; Mammalia; Rodentia; Cricetidae.